UUUAUUUUCGGUCGGAGACAUCCUGCACUUGAUUACUACAUAACGAUUAAUUACUCUCGGUCCACACAACACCGCGAACAGCUUCUCCGACGGUUCGCCGGACGGUCGAUUGAGGACCUCUUCUCACGUCCAGGCCUCGGUCACGCGGUCAGCGGAAAAGGGAUUGUCAAACGUAUCGUUGGAUUGGACUUUCUCGGUUUUGCUUUGAUAUCCAGUCAGAGUGCUCCAAGUACUCACAGCUUGUUCGAUUCUCCUUCACUGACUUUGAUCAUCGCUGCCGACGCAUCCAAGACUCUCUCUGGUUAGUUGAACAAUCAAUUGUGACCGACAAUCGCUCCUCGCUAAGAGCGGGGCUGCUAUGGCUAGAGUUUUAGAGAAAUUCUUACUGGCAUCAAUGCUUAUGUGGAUAAUUCCAGUUGCAGUUUUAUAUGGUUUUAACCAUAAUGUCUUUCCAGGUUCAAGCGAUUUAUCUCCUCAUUCUCUGACGCUGUGGAGUGGAUUGCUUGCUGUUAUAUCAGUCAAUGCUGUGAUUGGAUUCUAUAUAUACUUGGCAAUGAAGGAGCCCUCAGAUAAGCAUGAACCAGAUCCUGCAUUUCUUGCACAGGCGAGAGCUAGCGUCCAAAAGCCUAUAGAGUCGACUGAAGGUCCCUCUCAACCACGUGAGAAAGACGAGUAGAAUUAUUCAAAGGCUCAUGUUUCUCUACUUGCUAUUUAGAUGCCUCCUGGUUAGCACGAUAAAUUCAUACCCAAAUGAAGGCCAAGAAUGGAGUUCUUCUAGCAUACUGAUGGUCUAGCAAAAACCCUUUCGAAUGGUUGUUGGUUUUGUUUUUGUAAGAAAUCUGCCUUUUCAAACAAUCUAUUUCUUGUUUAAUUGUGCAGGAGCACUAGGUGUUUCUAGUGGCCGUGUUAGGGAUCAUACCCUCUUAACAACAAUUUUGUACUUGCUUGUACCCAGUUGAAACAUGGCAGAUUGAAUCCAAAUCGUUGCUCUA
Messenger RNA from Syzygium oleosum, 992 nucleotides. RefSeq lists its product as uncharacterized. The transcript is spliced from 4 exons. Gene Ontology annotation, biological process: vacuolar proton-transporting V-type ATPase complex assembly. The record is from RefSeq and is a predicted model, not a curated record. NCBI's taxonomy places the organism in Eukaryota, Viridiplantae, Streptophyta, Magnoliopsida, Myrtales, Myrtaceae. Bases 359 to 676 code for a protein of 105 amino acids. Gene Ontology annotation, cellular component: endoplasmic reticulum membrane.